This is a messenger RNA of Cygnus olor (mute swan), 661 nucleotides long. It is a transcript of the gene ATP5MC2, whose product is annotated as ATP synthase membrane subunit c locus 2. Bases 134 to 511 code for a protein of 125 amino acids. The transcript is spliced from 5 exons. Gene Ontology annotation, molecular function: proton transmembrane transporter activity. The record is from RefSeq and is a predicted model, not a curated record. Gene Ontology annotation, biological process: proton transmembrane transport; proton motive force-driven ATP synthesis. NCBI's taxonomy places the organism in Eukaryota, Metazoa, Chordata, Aves, Anseriformes, Anatidae.
GGGCCGCGCUUCCGGCCGCGCCUGCGCAGUCGGCGGCCCCCGUGACCCUGCCCGCCGCCGGUGAGCCAGGACCCCCCCCAGUGCUCCGGAGGCCGCUCCCCCGCCGCGCCCCCCCCCCCCCCCGGCCCCCGCCAUGUUCGGCGCCACGGGGGUCGCCGCGCCCGCGCUGGUGAGGAGGGUCCCGCGGGUGCUGUGCCAGCCCCUCUCCGCCUCGCUGCUGAGCACCCCCGAGGAGGCGCGGCCGAGCCUCUGUAGGGCCGUGGCCACGACCGCCGCCCGCCGCGACAUCGACACCGCCGCCAAGUUCAUCGGGGCCGGCGCCGCCACCGUGGGGGUGGCCGGUUCCGGGGCCGGCAUCGGCACCGUCUUCGGCAGCCUCAUCAUCGGCUACGCCAGGAACCCGUCCCUGAAGCAGCAGCUCUUCUCCUACGCCAUCCUGGGCUUCGCCCUCUCCGAGGCCAUGGGGCUCUUCUGCCUCAUGGUGGCCUUCCUCAUCCUCUUCGCCAUGUGACGGGCGGCGCCGGGGACGCCGGCGGGGACGGCGGGGACGCCGGGGACGGUGGCAGCGCUGUCCCCAGCCGGGGAUGAGCUGGGGGGGGGGGGGGGGGGAGCAGGGGGUGCCCCGCUCUGCCCCCCCCCAGGAAUAAACACGGUUGGAUAA